This is a messenger RNA of Penicillium angulare, 1509 nucleotides long. RefSeq lists its product as uncharacterized. NCBI's taxonomy places the organism in Eukaryota, Fungi, Ascomycota, Eurotiomycetes, Eurotiales, Aspergillaceae. The coding region runs from base 1 to 1509 and encodes 502 amino acids. The record is from RefSeq and is a predicted model, not a curated record. The transcript is spliced from 5 exons.
AUGAUGAGCAUACAUCAGUCCUUAUCCGACUUGAUUAUCCAAGCAUACGCCAAUUCCCAAGAGAUCACGAAGAACAUGGAGGGGGACGAAGAAUAUGAAUGGCUUUGGCCUCAAAAUCCCUCGACUUUCCAAGUGACCACGAAGAAUAUGGAGGACGACAAAGAAGAUGAAUCGCUUUGUCCUCAACAUCCAUCGACUCUCCAAGAGACCACGAAGAAUAUGGAGGACGACAAGGAGGGAGAAGAGCUUCAAAAUCCCUCGACUGCCCAAGAGAGUCCUCUAAUCCGUCUCCCGAACGAGAUCCUCCAAGAAAUUGCCAUCAUUCUUCAGCAUGACAUAGAUGUGGUUCGGCUUGGAUUAUCCUGUAAAGAAGCGUAUGAAAGGAUACUCAGUCCAAAUGCACCAAUCUGGAAGAUUCGAUACAAACAAAAGUACGACUUGACACGAAACCGAGAUUCAGACGCACUCUUCGUGGAGUACAUAACGCGUUCCAUCGUUCUUCGUCAUAAGCUCGACAUCGAGAAAAAUAAUUUAUUUCAGAUACAAACAUGGAUUGAGGAGAUCGAGACGAUGCUAUCAGAGGUUCUGUAUACCUCACUGCCAGUGGGAGCUGUAUCCAAGACAUACGAGCAGAUUAGAAAGGCUGUGAAGUCUGUGAAUUUCUUGAGCCGGCCUCUGAAUGAUCAUCCUUCAGAAAACUUCUAUGCGGUUCAUCUGUGCUUGACUGCUCUCGCUCUUGACCCCGAAGUUUGCACAAGCUGCUACCGUGACGAUUACAACAUCCAGAUCGUAUACUCUGUCCCCGAACCGAUCUCAGGAAAGCCUUUCAUCGAUCACGACAUACCCUAUCUCGCCAUAUUGUUGGACUUUCGAAACUUCUGGCAGAGACAUCUGCUGAAUUCCACUGAGGGAACCUUUUACGAAUCUUUCUCCCGACUGUCCAAGGAUCUCAAACCCAAAGCCCGAAAGACCGAUGGUUCUCAUCCCAUGGAUUUGAGCAAGUCUUGGAUCGGAUAUUACUCAUGUAUUCAUCCCACCCCAUCUGAUAUCGCAGAGCUUGCACGUCGUCAGUCAUGCGCGGACUUGGACUCACACUGGGAUCAGGUGGAAAUAAUGACUCUGGAGAUCGAAACUCGGUCACGCGAACCUUUCUGGCCCGACGAAUGCAACUCGGUCAUUCCUCUAGCUAAUUUCCACGGUUGGAGACGCUUGUUCUUCAAAGGUCACCAGAAUAUACUCGGUGCGACAAGUGAUGCAGCUAACCCAAUUUUUGGCUUCAUUGAACCAAUAGAGCUGGCCUUUGGGGGAAUCGUUGGAUGGAUCCGCAUUUGCUUCGCUAUCUGCGAGAGAGUCGACAAGGGAGAGGAUCCAGCCUGGACAAGAAGUUCUUCUGGCUGGGUUCAUGGCUAUGAAGCAAUGAUUAUCCCUGGUGGACGAAUCAUGCUGGGCCGAUGGGUGGACAUGAAGGACGAGAGUGGCAGGGGCCCUUUUAUUUUCUGGGACGUCUAA